AUGAGGCAUGUUCAGACAGAGAGGUGUCAGUUCAAGCUCAGUUCUGUCAACGAUCCAGUAGACCACCACCAUCAAUAUGGGCAAGAUCAUCUUAUUCGAGGAGAGGAACCUCCAGGGUCGCUCUUACGAGUGCGUGAGCGACUGCGCCGACAUAUCCUCCUACUUGAGCAGGUGCCAGUCCUGCCGGGUGGAGAGCGGCUGCUUCAUGAUCUACGAGCGCACCAACUUCAUGGGCAACCAGCACUUGAUGAAGAGGGGCGAGUACCUCGACUACAUGAAUCUGAUUGGCCUGAGCAGCGGUGUUAAGUCCUGCCGCAUGAUCUCCGUGCACAGAGGUCAGUUCAGGAUCAAGAUCUUUGAGAGGGAGAACCUGGGCGGUCAGAUGAACGAACUGAUGGACGACUGCAACGACAUCAUGGAGCGUUUUGGCAUGACCGAAUGCAUGUCCUGCCAGGUGAUGGAGGGCCACUGGCUGCUGUUUGAGCAGCCCAACCUCAGAGGCAGGAUGGUCUAUGUGAAGCCCGGGGAGCAACGCAGCUUCAGGGACAUGGGCCUGAGCAGCACUCGCUUCAUGAGCAUGAAGCGCAUCACAGAUUCAUGCUAAUUGUACAUUGUUGCUCAAAUAAAUAUCAUGACUU
Messenger RNA from Syngnathus typhle (broad-nosed pipefish), 638 nucleotides. RefSeq names its product gamma-crystallin M3-like. The record is from RefSeq and is a predicted model, not a curated record. The transcript has 3 exons. NCBI's taxonomy places the organism in Eukaryota, Metazoa, Chordata, Actinopteri, Syngnathiformes, Syngnathidae. Gene Ontology annotation, biological process: lens development in camera-type eye; visual perception. Bases 77 to 604 code for a protein of 175 amino acids. Gene Ontology annotation, molecular function: structural constituent of eye lens.